Messenger RNA from Mus musculus (house mouse), 11685 nucleotides. It is a transcript of the gene Srek1, whose product is annotated as splicing regulatory glutamine/lysine-rich protein 1. Gene Ontology annotation, cellular component: nucleus. The coding region runs from base 5704 to 6732 and encodes 342 amino acids. The transcript has 10 exons. Lineage: Eukaryota; Metazoa; Chordata; Mammalia; Rodentia; Muridae. Gene Ontology annotation, molecular function: RNA binding; nucleic acid binding. The record is from RefSeq and is a predicted model, not a curated record.
UCUUAUGGUUUUUUUUUUCUUAUUGUUUUAAUAUCUGUCCUGUCUGUUACUAUAGCCUUUAGCUUUCCUGGAAAUUGGCCAGUACUCUAUGUGUGAGUCUGUCUGUGCACACUCAUAUUGGUGUGUGUGAAAACGAGAAUGAAAUUUAAAGAAAAAAACACCUGUGGAAAAUUGUACUGAAGUGCUUAGUUUAUUAUUUUUGGAUAUUUGAGAUUUUGCAACUGAACAUUUAGAAAAUUUAUCAAAUAUUUGCCUACUAUAGUUUGCUUUGGCUUUUCUGUAGCCAGUUCACAGAUUGUAAAAAAGAGCUUUUUAGAAUUUAAAAGCUUAAGUUGGUAUGAAAAAAUAUUUUAACUGUAUAUGUAAGCAUAUACUCAUGAGGACAGAGUUAAGAAUUUUCCAAGUAAAGUAUAAUAUGUAUACUCAGUCAAAUUGGGGUUGUGAUAUUUUAUAUUCAUUUGAAAAAUACUCAGUUUGUUCUUUCAAAUAUCCUCUUAAGGUAGUUUCUCUCAAUUGUUACGAGACUAUUAUUUCAUAUUCAGUGUUAUUUUUGUUAUACACCUAAAACUUUUUUCUUCGAUUGGCUUACUGGAUAGGGUAACUGGAAAGCAGUUUUUAAAGCCUCCAUCGGAGAGUGAGAUCAGAGAUGGGAGCAAAGCCCAAAGUCUUCUGGUUACUUGUUAAAUUUUACGUCUUGCCUUGCUGUAAGAGCUAAUUAUUAUUAAAAAUUUUAUGUUUUUCCAGAAACAUUCAUAUAUAAUUGGCUGUUGAUUUUGACAAUUUUAAUGUACAGUUAACUUAGAGUACUGACUGGCUUAUACAUACAUUUUAAUUUUUUUUUUUUUUUUUUUUGCUAGAUGAUAGUAACUAUUUUGUAGCAUAAAAGUAUGGUAGAAAAAAUUUAAUGGACUUUUUAUAUGUGAUUUUUAAAACUUGUUGUAGUUACUAGGUUUACAUUAAAAUCAUGAGCUCAUCUGGAUUUUGCUGUACUUUGGGAGUUUUAUGCUUGUUUCAGAAUGCCUGUUUUGGAAUAUUAGGAGCAUUAUAAAAUAAAGCUCCUCCCAGAAUGUUAAUUUUGAAAUCCCAGAACAGGAAGUUCUGGUUUCUUUUUUCUCCCCCAGAUGAAUUGGACAGCAUAUUUCUUGUGUUUGCGGGGUAGAGUAGACAGGGAAGACAAACGUGCUGAAAAGGAAACGAUUUGCCAAUAGAUUCUGGUCUUAAGAGCACCGUGAGCCCCGAGUUGGGGAGUAAGGUGAGAGAGGAAGAAGUUUUAAUUCUACAGAGUUCCAUGCUAUGAAAGUGCCCAGGAAAAACCCUAAACUGGAAAUAGCAGAAAAGUGUAUAGUGUAGGCUUCUGUCCUUACUGACUUGGAAGGAAAAAUGUUAAGUUAUUGUUGGAACCUUGCUGUAAUCCCAUGCAGUCAGAGAGAUGAUGUAUAAGAAACUUGCACGGUUAUGGGAUAUGGGGGGCUUUAGUGUAGUUUGUUUUACUUGGCUGAUUAAAACAGUCAGCUAUAACUUUAAGCAUUUUUAAUGCUACUAUUUUUCAAGAAAACUUUACUAUUUUUUGGACAUGCAAAUCUAAAAAUUUACUGCAUUUUUUAAUCUGUACCUUAAUAAAGUAUCUUAAGGUACCUUAAUAAGAUACAAUUUUUAAACUUUUUUUUCAGAUAUAGCUGAUGACUUUUAGAGCUGCUAAGUCUGAUUAUGCAUCCAGCAAAGUAAUGCAUUGUUACAUUAAACAAGCAGAAAAGAGCAGAGUGAGAGAAGCAGACGAAGGCAGUCUGCAGUGCAGGACGCUCUGAGAGCUGCACGGGGCUGUGGAUGCUGCCCUGGACAGUUGACUGUGACAGUUGACUGUGCUUGCUUCAGCACCACAGAAGCAGCACUGGUGUAAACAGGAAAGGCCACAGAAAACAUUUUACCAAAGUUUUUAAUUUCUUUUAGUUUGCUAUUUUUUAGUUCAGACAGUAAUGUGAGAAAAGAGUGGAAAAGUGGUAUUGAUACCCAUUAAACAGGGACUACUGUUAAUAAAGUGUGCCGUUUUGAAUAAAAUAUACCUUCAUUAUACUUGUCUAAAUAUGACCUUCUUGUUGUUACGUGCAUUUCAGAUUUCUUUUUAUAAAUGUUAACAUUUAGAAAAAGUAAGAUCAACGUAACAGGUGUGAGCCUAAUCGUCAGUCAUAACUUUUAUGUCCACAUUUUCUGGUAGAUGGAUUUUGACUAUUAAUUUGGUUUUGUAUGUUUUCUCUAUGUGAUAUUUGUGCAUUAUUAGAUGACUAGACUGGCCAAGGCAGACCUGUUACACUUGCCUGAGUUAGGCAUUGUUUGCCAUGCCACUAAGCCUGCCGCCAAGUGAAACCUUCAUUGGGGAAAUGAGAUCGGAGUCUGAACCGCAGAAGAUGGACGCCCUGUCUCUGUUUUUAUUGUUUUGCUUUAAUUUCAUUUCUUUUUCUUUUGUCCCUUUUUUUGUUUUGUUUUGUUUUUGUUUUUGUUUUGUUAAAUCUUUCACUUUUAACCUAUGAGCUGGUUUUCCAGUUCUUUCUGAAUGGUAUUCCAUUAAGGGUCAUAAUAUGUUGCAAACUUAUGGGGAAUGAUUGACAGAACUCAACCUUGAGAUGAACCAAACUGUCCUGCAUUAAGUUAGAUGCAAUGCUGUGAAGAUUCUCAGGCCUUCUGGCUGGUCUUGUGGGUUGCUGAGGUACAUUUUGAUCUUCAAACAUUAAAACACUUACGAGAAUCUUAGGAACAUUUCCUGAUGGGCUCAGUGCAUAUUUUUCCCCAAGUCUACAUCUCUCAUAAAAACCAACUGAUGCCUUAUAAUUUUUGUCCUUCCCUUAGAACUGUAGGCAUAUAAAACCAUCAAGGAAAAUAAGUGCAUUUCUUUUACCAUCUGAAGGUAGGGGGAGGUCUUUGUCUUUUAUUACCAUGGUGUUAUGAAGCCUUUUGUUGCUUCUGGGGAAAUGGAGAAAACUGUUCAUUAUUUAUUUGCAUGCAUUUUUUUGUUUGUUUGUUUGCUUGAAUUUCUUUUGUUGAAAACUCUUCAGAACUUACUCGCUUUUUAAGUGCAUUCUGAAGUGAGGACUCACAAUAGUAUGAAAGAUGUCUGCCUCAGUUUUGAAGUGUAGUUUGGGGAAAAUGCUAAAUGCUUGCUUGUUUCACACUUCUCUGUACUCCAGGGGUGCUUUAGAGGACACAGUUUACAGAGUUAGAGUUUGGAAUAGUACAAUGGAAUUUUUCUUAAGAGUAUCUUUAGUAGAAUAAGACAGAAAUAAUGUGAGCUUAAAGUUACUGAUUUUUAACAGUUUAUUGUUAUGAGGUGGGUCUGAUAGCCUACUAAUACUUAAGACAGAGCUGAGGCCUCACAGUACUAAGUAAUGAACUUGGUUCAUGUUGAAUAUUAUUAUCUGUGUAGUCUCUAGACUGAAUGGAUAGCUGGGUCUGGUUAUUGACAAAUAAUAUUAAAUUUAGCACAUUACUAGAUUGUAACUCAGGUGAAUAAAUUAGGGUACCGAAGCAUAGAGUGUAUACCUGGGAUGGCAGGUGUUCAGGUUUUAAGCCUUAAGAAAGAACUCUGUAUGUUUAGUAUAUAAAACGAAUGUGAUAACUAAUAUAAAUAGCAUAUAUAUGGGUAUAUGUAGAUGAGUAGUAAUAGUAGUAGUUCAUUGUUAUUUUAUAUCUUCAGAAAGUCUUACCUUGUUAUCAUUCUGCAUGUUAAGAAAUUUGUUCUCCAGAAUUUAAAAGUAAUAACCUCAUUUUUUAAAUUAGUUAAAUUUAGAUGCUGUAGAAUUAGAAAGUAUGCAUUUGCCAAAGCCGCUAAACUGUAAUUCUGUUUUGUUUGUUUUUUCUAUAGAUAAGCUAAAACUAUUAUCUAAAGUUUUAGAUUACAACUUGAAUUCCAUCUGUGCUUUGAGGUCUUUCAGGAGAGAUUGUUUAGCUAUUUAUCUCUAAAUAGCAUCUGGUUGUUGUAAAUAGAAUUUACCACUGAAACAAGGCAUAAUGCUUUUGAAAAGUUACCACGUAGAUUUCAGCUUGUGUGAUUUUUAAAAAUGCAGUUUUAAGAUACUCUUAAUGAAUUAAUAGAAAUGGUAAUAUAUAUAUUUAAUCAAGUUUGAGAAAUAUACCCACUCCCCAUUUUUGGCUAAGAAGAUAGAAAAAUAUGAGUUUUAGUUUUUGUCAAAUUGUUUUAAAUUCAGAAACCAAAUAUGGCAGAUCAUGAACUUCAAUUUUUUGAAAAUUCAUAAAUUUUUUUUAAGUUGCAGGCAUAUUUUCUUAAAUGGUUUUACUAUUACUAAAAUGAUUUUACUAUUAUUCCUGUUAGAAAAUUACAGGCUUCAUAAGAAAAGCAUUUAUAAGCGUUAGUUAUUGUUCUCAGAUAAGUAUACAUGAACUGCAUCUAAAGUUAGUAUUUUAAGAAGUUUCCUGAGACUAGGGAAAAUUUUGUUGGUUCAGUCCCUAAUUUUUUUAUCAAUUGCCUAAGGCAUCUUUGGGAUUGGAUUCUCUCUAGGUAUUAGUUGGUGAAGUGCCUUAUUGAUGAAUGGGUAUGGACCUUUUUAAAUUCAAGCUGAUUAUGUGUUCAAGUUUUCUGUUUUCCUCUGUUUAUUUGAGGUUGAGUGGAGUCUUUUGGAGGGAUUAUUAGAAUUGUUUGCUUCUCAAGUAGGUAGCUUCAGUAACAGGAUAGAGACACUCAUUAUAGAGCAAAUUUCAAUUCGCACAUAUUUGCUUUUUUUUUUCUUUUUCUUUUCUUUUCUUUUUUUUUUUCCUUUUUUUUUCUUUUCUUUUUUUUUUCUUUUUUUCUUUUUUUUGACUAAUUUGUUAUUUGCCAUUUCUGGGGAUUAAACUUUAAAAAAUGUUCUUCUUUUCUGUAUCUGAUGUUCUGUGUGCUAUUAGUGACGCAGCCAACACGAACGGUUGUCAUGUGUAACACAACUUUCGAUCACCGCGAAAACAGCGUCCUGGGAAAGCGUCCAUGCUUGAUAUCGUUUGGUUCAUGAACAUUAAGUUUCCAGUACAGGUGACCCAUAGCUCAAAGUGUUAAAUAAUUGUCUACAUUAUUCAGUUUUUAAAAUAAUGUUCCAUUAAUGAGAUUGUUAGUCUUUGAAGUUUUGCUCACUUUUAUUUUUCCUAAUAGAGCAGGAUAAAAGGAAAGCCUUAUGUUCUUCUUAUUUGUUUCUUUGUAUGGAUCUGAUAGAUAGAUUCAUUUAUUAUUAUUAUUUUUUAAGUGCAAGGGUAAUUGUAAAAUCAUAGUGUAAAGUUGGUGUGGUGUUUCUGCUUUCCCUAAUGUUUGGAACUUGCCUCUGCAGGUAAAAUCCCAGAAGAAGCCAAAGCCCUCUCUUUACUGGCUCCUGCUCCAACCAUGACAAGCCUGGUACCUGGUGCAGGGUUGCUUCCCAUCCCAACCUCCAGUCCUCUGACGGCAGUGAGUAGUCUUGGUGUUUCACUUAGCAGUUUGGGAGCUAUCCCAGCAGCAGCGCUGGACCCAAAUAUUACAACACUUGGAGAGAUUCCACAGCCGCCACUUAUGGGAAAUGUGGAUCCUUCCAAAAUUGAUGAAAUUAGGAGAACAGUUUAUGUUGGAAAUUUGAAUUCACAGACAACAACAGCUGAUCAACUACUUGAAUUUUUUAAACAAGUUGGAGAAGUGAAGUUUGUUCGGAUGGCAGAAUAAAUCACUCCAACAAUGCAAUAGUAAAACCUCCUGAGAUGACACCUCAGGCUGCAGCUAAGGAGUUAGAAGAAGUAAUGAAGCGAGUACGGGAGGCUCAGUCAUUUAUCUCAGCAGCCAUUGAACCAGAGUCUGGAAAGAGCAAUGAAAGGAAAGGCGGUCGAUCUCGUUCCCACACUCGCUCAAAGUCCAGGUCUAGCUCAAAAUCCCACUCUAGAAGGAAGAGAUCACAGUCAAAGCACAGGAGUAGAUCCCAUAAUAGGUCACGCUCAAGACAGAAAGAUAGACGUAGAUCCAAGAGCCCACACAAGAAACGCUCUAAGUCUAGGGAGAGGCGGAAGUCAAGGAGCCGGUCACGGUCACGGGACAAGAGAAAAGAUACCCGAGAAAAGGUGAAGGAAAGAGUGAAGGAGAAAGAGAGGGAAAAGGAGAGAGAGAGGGAAAAGGAUCGUGAAAAAGACAAGGAGCGGGGUAAAAACAAAGAUAAAGACCGAGAGAAGGAAAAGGACCAUGAGAAGGAGCGAGACAAAGAAAAGGAGAAGGAACAAGAUAAAGACAAGGAACGGGAAAAAGACAGAUCCAAAGAGACAGAUGAAAAACGGAAGAAGGAGAAGAAGUCCCGAACACCCCCCCGAAGUUACAAUGCAUCACGACGAUCUCGUAGUACCAGCAGGGAAAGGCGGAGGAGGAGGAGCAGGAGUUCUUCCAGGUCUCCAAGAACAUCAAAGACCGUCAAAAGAAAGUCUUCUAGAUCUCCGUCUCCCAGGGGCCGAAAUAAGAAAGAGAAAAAGAGAGAAAAAGAACGGGACCACAUCAGUGACAGGAGAGAAAGAGAGCGUUCUACCUCCACAAAAAAGAGUUCUGGCGACCGAGACGGGAAGGAGAAAGUGGAGAAGAGUACCACACCAGUUAAGGAGAAGGAACACAGUAAAGAGUCAGAUGCAACUGUGAGCAAAGCUGCAGAUGAGAAGGGCUCUCCGAGGACUGAGGACGAAGGUAAAGUACAGCACAAUGGGAACUGCCAACCAAAUGAGGAGAGCCCGUGCAGCAAGGCCGACGCCGUAUAGGCCUGCCCACUCUGUCUCCUCCACGGCGGGAUCAAACCCAAAGCGUUCAGUUCAAAACAAGGUGUAAAUUGAGAGAGAAAUCCAUAUAUGGUAACUAAAGCUUUUCCAGCUAUGAGGUGACAUUGUGGACAUCUUGUUACUGAGCAUGGACAUCACGAAAUACCAGAUGUUACCCAAACUGACCAUCUUCUGAAGUCUGCAUUUCCAUGGUGGCUGCCCUACUUGUCAUGUGGUGGGUGCAUCAGUGUUUGCCAGAAACGCAGAGAUCCAGAGUGGAACUGUCCAGGAGAUGAGCAGUGGAGGCUCUUAAAAAAUGCUAGUUACUGAGUUUUGUAUUGUUUUACUUUUUUUAAAAAAAAAAAAAUUUCAAUAUAUACAGUUUGAUGAUGUGCUUGAAAUUUGUGCAAAUAUACAUACACUCUUGUAAAGUGCAAAUGAUGUAAGACGUUUUCACGUUGACUUCACAGGGAUUGCAGUGAUUGUGGUAAAUCCUCACUACUGGGUUUUCUUUUGCUCACUGUUUUGGACAUGAGUUUUUCUUUAAAACAGUUUUACAGAUUAACAUUGCUUAAAUAAGUGAUUAAAAACCAACUGACAAUGCAUGCUACUGUUCUUCCGAAGAAGAGCAGCUGUGUGGAAUACUAAUAACGUAUUCAGUGUUCAGAAUCAUUGGGUCUGCCAGAAAAUGAGCAUUUCUUCUUAACCUUCCUUAACAUUUCCAAGCUCAUGAAUAAUACUGCAGUGUGUCUUGUCAGCUGUAGGUGGCAAAGAGGCCCUUAGAAAACGGAAAUUGAGUUUUCACAAACAGGCUAUUGGAGCACAAGCUGAAGCUGUAGUGCCUUCUACAAUGUGUGGUAUACUGUUCCUGGGAUUUGUAUGUGCUAGUCAGUUUCAAUUCAUUUGGAACCUAGAUGGCUGUGUGCUAUUCACCCAUUGGGAAGUGUUCAGUUGCUGUGUCAUAAGCACUUCUCCAUUCAGAUGAGAAAAGGAAGUCCUGUUUACAAGCUCUGUGGAGGUUCAAACAACAGUGUCGUUUGGGGACCACCAGUUUUAUACUGUGAUGAUUAAACAGGAGACAUGCUCUUACAUGGUCAGAGGAUGCCUAUGAGUUGACUUCAUUGGAUGGCCUUAAUAUUGCCUUGCAGUCAUUUUCUCCCAAUGAUGCAGAAAUUAAACUUAUGGAAGGACUAGGAGCAUAUGGUAAAUUUGUGUUUAAUGAUAGGCUUACUGGAAUCCAUCUUAGGUCCACCUUCCUGCAGAAGGAGGGCAGGAGUAAAGCAGCAUCUGCGUUCAUGUUUUCUCCAGAGCUGUGCACUCCGCACUAACCGUCCACUCAUCACUGUCACACUUCCAAAGCAAACAGAACCCCACUUCCAAUUUGCAAAGGUUAUUUGAAAAUCAAGUGUGAUUAUUUUAGCAGAACCUAAUACAAUCAAAUUACUCAGUUGCCUUACCUCAUGAAGAGUUAUGUUCACAGACUGAAAAAGCCAAGUAGCACUUUAGUUCCUUGGUUUCAAUUUGAGUCUUUUUUUCAUAUUAAUCAGAAGACUAGAAAGACCCUUUCUGCAAAUCACAAAGCCUGGUUCGAUUAUGAAGCUGCUUAAUCAUCUUCAGGUGUUUAGAGUUAUGGUGUGUGUGUGUGUGUGUGUGUGUGUGUGUGUGUGUGUGUGUGUGUGUGUGUUUCCUUUUUUGUCACUGUGUACAUUAAACUUUGGAAAAUGCUUUACUAUGUAAAGUAUAGAUGGCCAUUUUAAUCAUUUAGCCACAUAUGGUUGGCUAAUAAACAGCUUAUUCUGAUAGAGAAACAUUUGGACCUGUGGAGAGAUUGUUAAGGAGUGUCUCACUUCAACCGCUGUCUUAUUUAUGAAAUGUAAGUAGACUAGAGCAAAUGUUGGAAUCGUUGUUAUUUUUUAGUACCAUUUCUCUAAUAAAGUUGAGUAUUUUAGCGGAAAGAGUCUUCAGUUUCUAUUCCGCUCUGGUUUGGCGUGCCGUGUGGAGGGUGUCUGCAUGGCCUGUGCAAACCUUUGCAGUGUUUCCAGAGCGGCCCUUUAAAGUUAGGGCAUUUCCUCUCUGGAAGACUGGUAAAAUGUUUUCAUGGUGGAGAUUAACACUUCAUUCCUAUCGCUAUUUACCUUUCAUUCGGGUAUUUAUUUUGCUCAAAUAAUUAUUAAUGUAGAAAAUGGUUUUGUAACUCAGAAUGAGUAGGAGGAAUACAAGAGAAAAUGAAGUCAGAUGCUGUGGGAUGUGGUCUGGCAGUUAUGUGGGAGGGAGGCACUUGGGGAGGCGGGCACUCCUGGUCUUUGUUUUUGUUUUUGUUUUUGGUUUUUUUUGUUUUUGUUUUUAAUUCCUCUACUGUUUUUCAAAUACUGUUUUUUACCUAAGAUAGAUGCUGUCAGAAAGUGGGGGCGGGGACCAUAACCGUCUCCUACUAACAGCCAGUGUGGUUGUCUCUUUUUCUUUCUAGACAGGCUGAUACUGUGGAUAGCUUCUGUAUGCCCAUUGAGCUGAUAUUAGCACUAACCUGGUGGCUUUACAGUUAAGGACCGUAGCAGGUUUUAAAAUAAUUUCUAAUGACUAUCGCUGUAGUUGCUGUUUCUGUCUUACUCUAGUUAGCUAGGGACUAAAAUACACUUUUCAGCCUGUAAUCUCCAUGGUUAGAAUUCUUUUUUUAAAAUACAUUCGGUGUCUAUUAAUGCAAUUAUCUUUAUGUUAGAGGCUUAAAUUUUGAUAUACUCAAUUACAAAUAAAAAAAUCAAUUUUUAUAAUCAAGAUGGUUUAUUUUUUUGGUCAAGAAAAUUUAAGAUACUAAUAUUGUCAUCCUUCUGUCUUUGUGCUUUCAUUUUAAAAUUGAGAAAAGAUCCAACCUUCCUCUAGACCCAUCUUAACCUGUGAAAUUAUUUAAGCUUAAGGAUUAUGAAGCUCACUAUUAGGUUUAAAAUAUUUUCAGUUUACAGCGCAUCACAGAUAGAGUCUAGUUUCGUUUCAUGUUAGCUGAGUCAGCAGCGAGAGUCAGUCUUUUUGGAGGGAUGCAUUGAGUCAUAGGGCAUCUCUGAGCCAUGGAAAAGAGGAUUGGAUUGAGCGAGCUGUGAAGUUGACCAUGCAACCAAAAUGCAGUGACUGUUCCCUCUGUGUUUACGUCUCCCUCACUAAAUGCUUUCCCAUGUUUAUUUGCUAGUAGACACUUAAGUUAGUCUCAAAUUCCCAUAUGUCAUGCUCUUCAAAGGGCUUUAUUCCUAUUUCUGGAAGCAGGAAUCUAAUAAAAAUAUAACAAAAUAAUCUUGUAAGAUAAAAAUCAAUUCCUAGCCGGGUGUAGUGGCACACGCCUUUAAUCCCAGCACUUGGGAGGCAGAGGCAGGCGGAUUUCUGAGUUCGAGGACAGCCAGGGCUACACAGAGAAACCCUGUCUCGAAAAAAAAAAAAAAAACAAAACAAAAAAAAUCAUUUCCUACUUAAUUUGUAGGCCAGCCUUUUAAUUCCUUGUCUUUUAUUGUAUUGUAAAUGCAUUCACCUGGGCAGUGAGUGAUACAGUAAACACCAUAAAGCCACUUAGGCUUCUGGUCCACAGUCAGCUUAGGGUUAGUAAUAGAACUUUUUACAUUCCAGGCCAAGAUAUGUGUAUAGUUUCUGGAAUCGAUUUGUUUAUAGUUAAUAUUUCCUUUAUUUUUUUUUUCCUUGCUGUUAAGGAUUGAACCCAGGGCUUCACACCUGACAGUGCUCUAUCACUGAACUGCAGCCCAUCUCAUAACAGUGUAUUUUAAAAGUAGGUUUUUAAUCUUGCCCGAUGUUUAAGUUUACUGGCAAGUAACCUUUUAGCUUGGAAAAUUGCCAGUUUGGGAGAGAUGACAUUUAAUUUCUAGGGUCGAAAUGGAGUAGCGGUCUUGCUUAAUUUUUAUUUGACAUUCCUGACUAUGUAUGUUCGGAUUCAUCAAACUAGUACUGAAAGACAUGUCGAAUUCUACAAGUAAAUGGUACCACUAAGCAGCAUGAUUGGGGAAUAACCCAGAGAACUCAAUUCCAUCAAGAUUAAAUAUACUAAGUAACUGCAUAGGGCUAUUUUGUAGUUUAAUAGAAUGGUACUGCAGAUUAUCAAAAGGAAAGUUACUGCCUAGCUGUGAGUCUGAGUAGAGCUACUUUCACAUUGUUUUAGUAAAGAGGUACCAAAUGAUGCUGCUAUUAUGUUGCUAUCUUUUUAAUAAAAUGAAAAUCUUGAAAUCCACUCUUGAGUAGUAAUUUCAUCUUCUGAGACAGAUACUUGCAUUUUAUAGUUUGUUUUUAUAACUGAAAUGUGAUUUGCCCUUCCAGGCUUCAGAAGGGACCACCUCAACAGAUUUGUGUAUAUUGGGCAAUCCUGUCAUGGGUGUUAACUAACACAGCUUUGCAUCCCAGGCCUUUGGUGGGAUUCUAAGUGGCAGCUGCUGAGUCCGUUUUGUUCCUGGCAUCAGCUUCUGGGAGACUUUUGUGGAGUGAACAUUGCUACCAUGCCUGAACAGCAAGUGAAAUGCUUCCUCUGAUUUUUCUUGAGAAGUAAAUCUCAGCUUCCUGAGAAGUUGACCUCCAUGAGGUCAGUCAGUGUGUUGUCUGCUCAGGGAGGCCACUGAAGUCAGAUGAAGCAGUUAGCCAAAACUACGUCCUUAAAAAUAAAUUAACAGGGGCCCAUGAGAUGGUUCAGCAGGUAAAGGCAUAUAUGCCAAGACGCCCAGUGACCUGAGUUUGGUCAUCAGGACCUACCCAUGUGGCAGGAGAACUGAGUCGCAAAAGUAUGCCAUGGUGUGCAAGCAAGCUGUAUAUUUAGGAUUUAGUCUGACCUUGUGGCUUGGCUGGCCCAUCUGUCAUGAAUUAGGCCCCUGUCUCAGCUGCUCUCUCAGAUAAAGCUAGUCAAUUUGAUUUUCCAAAGGGUUAUGCUACUUAUGCUGGGCUGGAGAGGCUGCCUAGGAAGCUUGCUGAUAGCAGAGA